Messenger RNA from Capra hircus (goat), 573 nucleotides. RefSeq names its product amelogenin, Y isoform. The record is from RefSeq and is a predicted model, not a curated record. The transcript is spliced from 4 exons. Bases 1 to 573 code for a protein of 190 amino acids. Lineage: Eukaryota; Metazoa; Chordata; Mammalia; Artiodactyla; Bovidae. Gene Ontology annotation, biological process: multicellular organism development.
AUGGGGACCUGGAUUUUAUUCGCCUGCCUUUUGGGAGGAGCCUAUAGUAUGCCUCUACCACCUCAUCCUGGGCACCCUGGUUACAUCAACUUCAGCUAUGAGGUACUUACACCUCUGAAAUGGUAUCAGAACAUGUUAAGAUAUCCGUACCCUUCCUAUGGUUAUGAACCUGUUGGUGGAUGGCUGCAUCACCAAAUAAUUCCUGUGGUGUCCCAGCAGAGUCCCCAGAAUCAUGCCCUGCAGCCUCAUCACCACAUCCCCAUGGUGCCAGCUCAGCAGCCUGUGGUACCCCAGCAACCAAUGAUGCCAGUUCCUGGCCAACACUCCAUGACUCCAAUCCAACACCACCAGCCAAACCUCCCUCUGCCCGCCCAGCAGCCCUUCCAGCCACAGCCUCACCAACCCCUACAGCCCCAGCCACCUGUGCACCCCAUCCAGCGCUUGCCACCACAGCCACCUCUGCCUUCAAUAUUCCCCAUGCAACCGCUGCCCCCUGUGCUUCCUGACCUGCCUCUGGAAGCUUGGCCAGCAACAGACAAGACCAAGCGGGAAGAAGUGGUGAGUACACCUUGA